Debaryomyces hansenii CBS767 is the source of this 1878-nucleotide messenger RNA. RefSeq lists its product as uncharacterized. The coding region runs from base 1 to 1878 and encodes 625 amino acids. Lineage: Eukaryota; Fungi; Ascomycota; Pichiomycetes; Serinales; Debaryomycetaceae. The transcript has a single exon. The record is from RefSeq and is a predicted model, not a curated record.
AUGGAAUUGACACUUCUAUUGGAACAAAUCAAUAGGAUUGAUAUCCCAGAUGGUUCAACUAAUGAAUUACUAAAAAAAUUAGGGGACUUUCUAAGAGAAGAUUCAGUGAGGUCAAGUCCUGAAGCAAAAGACUCUAUUCCAGCAGUCAUAAGGAUAGCUAAUGCCGAGUUAUCUCAAAUAGUCGAGGCACAGGAUGGUACUCAUAAUGAUUCUUUGAUUCUUGAGACUCUUAGGGUUUUAAUCAAUUUUCUAGCCAAUAAUGAUGACAAUAGACAGUUUUUAGCAUCUACUGAUUUGAACUACAAAGCAACUUUUUGGUCUUUAAUAUGCAAAUUGUUUAGCAUGGAUACCCUAAACACUAAUAUAAAUACUAUUUACGAGAGAAUUCUACUAAUGUUGUCCCAAUUUAUACACAAUACAAAUUUACUAAAGGACUUCCUUAUAUUUUUUAGUGAAAUAGGUAUUGAGAAAUGUUUAAUAGGAUAUUUGAGAUUUCGAAUAGAUUCAUCGCUUGCUGCUGAGACUGGUUUUGAUGAGCUAGUGAUUCCCACAGAAAUAUAUUCAGAAUUCAUGAGUGAAAUGUCUGAUUCCACUUCGACAGAUAUGGUAUUUGCAAAUGAUUGCAACGAGUAUCUUGAUACUAUUUUAAGGGUGUUUAAUUUUGCUAUUAGAUUAAACGUAGAUGAAGAUGAUGAAGACGAAAUGGAUACAGUUAACGAUGUACUCUCAAACCUAUCUAAUAUCGUCUACAAUGUCACAUUAUGUGAAGAUAUACCCCAUUUGUCGUCAACAGAAAUGCACUCAAAUAUAUUGAAGCUAAUUCCUCAACUUCCUACAAAAAUACAAAACUUCACUUUGAAUAAGAGAAGGCUAUUUUCGUCUAGUGGUAACAUUGCGUCAAUGACAAAUUAUGAUAACUCUGUGGAUGUUUCAAUGGCUUUAGAAUAUUUUCGUAACCCCGAAACGGAUCCUUAUAUUUUAUCUGCUUGUGCCAUAGAUCUUGGUAAUUAUAUCACUAGUGUAGAAAAGUCUGAAUGGUUACGAGUGAAAAUUGACAGUGAAAUUGGUUUGCAAGUUUUCAUAGCGAACUUUUACAAAAUCAAGUUCAACGAUGUAAUUCAAUACCAAGCGUUCCAUUUAUUCAAUAACUUAAUGUCGACUGAUAUUGCCAUUCACUCUUUCGACAGCUACGAAAGUCUAUUGAAAUCCUCCAAGGUUGUGGUAGAUAAUGGCCAAUACUAUAAGGAGGUUUUCGGAAUUUAUGCUAAGUUUAUGAAAAAGUUAAUACUGUUUGCAUUUAUCGAAGAAAAGGGCUCUCAUUUAAGUUUGUUUCAAUUCAAGGAACUUUGGACCCAAUUUUAUCCUGUGGACCAUCCAGGUACCGCAUUUGAAGAGAUUUAUCUCAUUUUAACUCAAGCAUUCAUAGCAACGAAACUACUCGAAACAGGAAGUCUUGAACACAAAAAUGUCCCAUUUGUUACCUCUUUGGUCGAGAACCUAGUAAGCGCAAAAGGGCUAACCGCCGAUGUACCAUCUACAUUCCUACUGGAAAAGUUGAAGACCCUAGGUAUUUUCUUCAAGACAAUUGCAACCCACGGUAUAAGCGGCGACGUAAUUACGAAGGUUUUGUAUGACUCUGAUUCAGAUAAAUACCAUCUGCACUUCAUUACCCCAUACCAUACAUUCUUAGAGAAACUACAACAAAUCCUCGAUGAACAAGGUAAUUUAAAUAACGCAAAUAACCCAAAUCAGUUUAGUGUUAUCCAAAAUAACUCCAAGUUCGUAUGUGCCACUACAAUCGCUUACUGUAACCUUCCGCAUGAAACAAAUGAAGAGGUUGACGCCAUUCAAUCAAUUUGCCAAUCUAUCAUACGGUAA